Iphiclides podalirius (scarce swallowtail) is the source of this 717-nucleotide messenger RNA. Lineage: Eukaryota; Metazoa; Arthropoda; Insecta; Lepidoptera; Papilionidae. The record is from the annotation of a GenBank genome assembly.
AUGACUGAGGAACUAAAUAAAAACAUUGGUGGCUUGAUUGAAAAGUGGAAAAAGAAACAAAUUUCUAAAUUGAUUUCACAAAAUGAGGCUUCAAGUGAUACAUGGGUGUUUCCAUUGGUACAGAUGGGUGAAUUCAACAUUACACAAGAUGAGUAUGCAACAUGCAGCAUUCUUGCAUCUGUUCCUAAGGGUUCAUACAUCAGAUUGGCUACAGGCUAUUUCAAUUUAACAGAAAACUAUGCAAACACAUUACUAAAAGUUUGUAAGGCCAAUAUAAGCUUGUUAAUGGCACAUCCAAAUGCUAAUGGAUUUAUGGGUGCAGGUGGUCCCGCCGGUAGAAUACCUCAUGCUUACUCCUUAAUAGCAAGGAAGUUCUGGCAAAGAGUUGUUGAUACUAAUCAAACAAGUAGAGUACAAAUGCUGGAGUUUGAGAGGCAAAAUUGGACUUUUCAUGCAAAGGGCUUAUGGUAUUAUCCUCCUGGUAGCGACAGGCCAUGGGUGACAGUUGUCGGCUCGGCAAAUCUCGGCGAGAGAUCGGUGCGUCGUGAUCUCGAAGCUCAGGCUGCAAUUUUUACAACAUCACCGGAUUUACAAGAAAGAUUGCACAACGAAUGCCAAGAAUUACACAAGUAUGCUUCAGAAUGCAGUGGGCCAUUACAAGAGCGAAAAGUGCCACUGUGGGUGCAAGCGACAGUGGGCCUAUUCAGAACAUAUUUU